Molecule: messenger RNA, 1651 nt
Organism: Paramormyrops kingsleyae
Lineage: Eukaryota; Metazoa; Chordata; Actinopteri; Osteoglossiformes; Mormyridae
Gene: hoatz
Product: HOATZ cilia and flagella associated protein
Biological process (GO): cilium assembly
Source: RefSeq, a predicted model, not a curated record
GGAAAGCGUCUUCAUGCAAACACCGUUACUGCGGUAACACUUCGGCAACACAGCCGCUGUCCGCUGCCCCCGUGAAUCCAGCAUAACGACAUGAAGGAAAUGCAACUGGAGAUGAUACAUUUUUUUAUUGUCUCCAAAGAAGGUCCACACAGCUAAACUUUAUUAUUUAAUUCCUGCACUCCCCCAUCCCCCCGCCCCUACCACCCCUCCCCGAACCAAGGACUCCGGAUGAAGACCUGCCUCGUGGUUCCUGGGUUUGGUCCCCAGGCUGUUUAAUUGGACAGGCAUGUCCGAGCAGUUGGAUGGUGAUGACUUUGAUGAACUGGAUGCAUAUUUCACCGUUUUUGCCGGAUCCUCCAUUGAAGAUGUGACCUACGCCAAAGUCUUCUGGAGUUCCGUCACUUUGCAGCCGCCUCUUGAAUCCCGCUUGGUUUCUGCGAGUAUUAGUCAGCGGCUUAAAGUAGCGGGAGAUCCCCAGCCCUCUCUUGAACAAUCUACACCAAACAAAGAAGAGGAGGACUUGCUGGAGACAGCAUACCGCAGGCAGAGGGCAGCAGAAAAGCAGAAGUACCUGGAUAUGGCAAAAAAGAGGCAGGACAUCAUCGCACUUCUGAAAAAACAAAGAGAGGACCGGAUUAAGAAAGAGACGAUAUCCUUGCCAUAUAAGCCAAGGAAAUGUGACAAGCAUGAAAGCAUUAGCAAGUUUACUAACCUUCUUCUACAACGCUGAAUUCAUCCGGCGUUUCCAAAUUGAUGGGGUACAACCGGCCAGAUUUCACAAGUAAUUGGAAAGAUGCAUCUAAUUAUUUUUCCAUGAAUAUUUUUUUUCUCCCGCGAUCUGUGGGAGGAGGGGUGGGGAUUUAAUGAAAAUCUUAUUUAGUCGAAAUGGCCUGGGUGACCGUGCAGCUUUCUGCUACAGGAAACGGGGACGGAGCGCGCUUUAAACAAGGCGUCCGUCUGUCUGCACGCCCAUGCAUUUUAACGAGUGCUGCGGCGCGGCUAAUGAACUUUGAAUAGAUCGGGUGGUUUAGCAGCGCAUGUAGCACAGCGCCACCCGAGUCAAUAGCAGCGUUUCUGUCUAAUGAAGAGGCCAUCCCCACUACGGCUCCCCCAGAAGAGCGCAAUAAACUGCCGUGCUGGUGGGCCAAAGCCAGCUCAGUUUAAAGGCCAUUGAUUUUCUGCUCUGUUGUAUUAAAUGGUGUCCACGUCGAUUAUAGUACGGGAUGGCUAAUUCAGUUUCAUUACAGGGGCCUUUUCAUCAGUCAUUGGAAGUCACUGAGAAUUAUUUAAUGCUCCCUUUGAAUUUCCUGCGAGACGCGGCACAAAUCACAUCUGCGAGUUAACUGCUGACUGACACAAUAUUAAUGCGCGUUUUAUUAAUGUAUGUUUGCCACUGACAUGUCGGUUUUUGGACGCAGUCAGUGGGAAUGCCAGGUACAUUUUUAUUUUAUUUGUUAUUAUUAGCCUAUAUGUUUGCCUUAAGACUAAAAGCGCCCUUACUGACAUACAAUUAAUUAAUGUGCAGGCAUCGCGUAGUAAAGAUUGUCCAAUCCCGAAGGAAGCGGAAAGUGGAUGGGGCGGCGGGUUUGAUCCGACUACAGCCAGAGAGAUAUCUUUUCGGAGCAUUUUCGUGUUGUGACAGGUCCGACAU